AUGGCAAACGCUCGGCAUCGACCACAGAAGAGAACAAACGAGUCCUCGCAGCAUACUCCGACUGUGCAGAAGAUCAGUCGACAUCUACUCGGGAUGCUGUAUACGGUCAAACAAGUGCGCAUUGAGCCAACGACAUGCAACAGCGACGAAAACAAGGUCAAGCGCAAGGAGUUUGCAGCAGCAUUUGUCGAAUACCAGCGAAAUGGGGACUUCAUUGUGUACUACGACGAGACGAACUUCAACAUUUACUGUCAUCGGUCGGUUGGACGCUCCAAACAAAGGACUCGGGCGACCAUUGUGCUGCCGCCAUCGAAAGGCCCGAACCUGCAAGUUCAGUGUGCCGUGUCUGCCGAAAUCGGCAUUGUUAGCCAUCGUUUGGAGCGGGGUAGUAUCAAAAUGGACAAGAACGCACAGUUUGUGGAAGAAUUUUACCGAGCGGCAAAAGCGUCGGAGGCCUACACGGCCAGUUUUGUCGGCAAGAAGGUGGUGAUUGUGUUGGACAACGCCCCGGCCCAUUCGCAGACGGAGCAACGAGUUGCUUCGCACGACGACUUGGUUCUGCUCGCCUAG
Molecule: messenger RNA, 570 nt
Organism: Aphanomyces astaci
Lineage: Eukaryota; Oomycota; Saprolegniomycetes; Saprolegniales; Verrucalvaceae
Exons: 1
Coding region: 1-570 (189 amino acids)
Molecular function (GO): nucleic acid binding
Source: RefSeq, a predicted model, not a curated record